GCGUGCGUGCGCGUUCUGGAGGAGGUGCCGCCGCCGCUCCCGAGGCCGCCGCCGCCGCCGCUGCUGUCGCCGCGCAGAGCCGGAGCAGGAGCCACGGCCGAGAGGAGGGAGGAGGAGGAGGAGGAGGUGGAGGAGGUGGAGGAGGCGCCGGACCGGGGGGAUCGUCAGUAUUUAAACAGAUCACAUCAUGCGUGAGUACAAGCUAGUGGUCCUUGGUUCAGGAGGCGUUGGGAAGUCUGCUCUGACAGUUCAGUUUGUUCAGGGAAUUUUUGUUGAAAAAUAUGACCCAACGAUAGAAGAUUCCUACAGAAAGCAAGUUGAAGUCGAUUGCCAACAGUGUAUGCUCGAAAUCCUGGAUACUGCAGGGACAGAGCAAUUUACAGCAAUGAGGGAUUUGUAUAUGAAGAACGGCCAAGGUUUUGCACUAGUAUAUUCUAUUACAGCUCAGUCCACGUUUAACGACUUACAGGACCUGAGGGAACAGAUUUUACGGGUUAAGGACACGGAAGAUGUUCCAAUGAUUUUGGUUGGCAAUAAAUGUGACCUGGAAGAUGAGCGAGUAGUUGGCAAAGAGCAGGGCCAGAAUUUAGCAAGACAGUGGUGUAACUGUGCCUUUUUAGAAUCUUCUGCAAAGUCAAAGAUCAAUGUUAACGAGAUAUUUUAUGACCUGGUCAGACAGAUAAAUAGGAAAACACCAGUGGAAAAGAAGAAGCCUAAAAAGAAAUCAUGUCUGCUGCUCUAGGCCCAAAGUCAGCAGCAGCUCUGAGCCAGGUAAGAUGCUAAAAGCAGAACAAGUGCCUUUCUCAUCCUCCUGUUUUGGCUUUUUCCAGACUUUAGCUACUUCCCAUUUCAUCUGUUAUGGUAUUUCUAAGCUUCUGUAACUUGUAAAUGUGAUAUAUAACUUGUAGGUACAGUCAUCUGUUGGAUAACUUGCCCUCUCCCCUUGAGAUUCUAAGCUCUCUGACAGCAAGGACCAUGUCUGUUUUUUCUUGCCACUGUGUCCCCGGUGCCUGAUACAGAGUUGGGUUUUAAAAAAUAGUGGUUGAAUGAAUAGAACGCCUUCCUAGAUGACUCCCAAAUUCAUUCUUAAUUGAAGUGAAACAGUAGUUGCUCUGAAAAAGUUUAAGUGCACAUUUGGUGAAUUAUCCCGAAGUGACAUACCGUAUAUAACAAGAGUCACCCUUCCCCAAAUUAAAUGAAAACUCUGCCCUGAUUUCUAACUCCAUGGAUUAGUUUUGCCUCUCUUUGAACUUUACAUAAACAAAAACGUAGUGUAUUUUUCUGUGUCUGGCUUCUUGCACUCCAAAAUAUGUUUUUGAGAAUUGUUUAUGUUAAAUGUGUCAAUAGUUCAUUUUUAUUGCAUGACAGUACUGGCAGUAUGUUUAUGUAUUCUGCUGUUGGUAUUCAUUUAAGUUCUUUCUUUGGGGGAAUUAGUAUGAAUAAUUCUGUACACAUUCCUAUAUGUCUUUGUGCACAUGUACAUGCAUUUCUGUUGGUUAUAUAUCUAAGAAUGGAAUGGCCAGAUCGUAUACUAUACAUAUGCACAGCUUUAGUAGAUACUGCUAAAAAGUUUUUCAAAGAGGCUGUACCAGUUUACGCACCCUGCAACGGUUUUUGAGUUCUGCAUCCUCCCCAAAAUUGAUAUUGUCAGUCUUCUUAACUUGACCCAUUCCAGGAGACGUGUGGUGGUGUAUCAGUGUAAUUUUGGUAGUCAUUUCCCUCUCUGGUAUGAGUCAGCUUCUUUCAAAUAAAGGUUUUCUAUUUGGGCUUCUAAGUAUUAGUUGAUAUUACCAUUUUAGUUUCCACUAAGUGACCCCAUUGGAAAGAAAUUUAUGAUAGCAUUUAAGCUGACUAUCAAGUGAGAAACCAGGAUCUAUGGGGACUUUUUUCUUUAAUUUGUAUUGUAUUUAAAUCCCCUGAAGGUUUCUACUUUAUCAAUUCUAUAAAUAAUACCAUAAAAGAUUAUUUUCAUGGAGUGGAUUUAUUACAUAAUUUGAUGCUUAUUACAUGAUUAUUACUAAACUUGGUCUCCAGUUGGAGUAAACUGGUCCCACUGGAAAGUUGGUUACACUAACUCUUGUAAGUCUCUUGGUCCAUUUAGUAGAUUAUCCCUUAAGAGCUCCCAAUUAACUACUAUGUGCUUCCUUAGAGAUAUGAAUCUCUCUAUUAAGGGAAACACCUGAGUAAUUGUAGUUCCUUUUUUAAAUGAAGGUACAUAGAGGAAAAAUGGGCAGAAAGGAGAAAAGGGCCUAGGGAUUAUCUCUGAUAGUCAGAUUUAGGAAAGAGCAUCUGGCUAAUGUUUGCUUUAGGCUUUUAAUGAAAUCUUAAUUCAAUAACUUUUUUUCUUUUUUUGAGACGGAGUCUCGCCCUGUCACCCAGGCUGGAGUGCAGUGGCGCACUCUGCUCACUGCAACCUCCGCCUCCCUGGGUUCAAGCGAUGCUUCUGCCUUAACCUCCCGAGUAGCUGGGACUUCAGGUGUGCACCACCAUUCCCGGCUAAUUUUUGUAUUUUUAGUAGAGACGAGGUUUCACUACAUUGGCCUGGCUGGUCUCAAACUCCUGACCUCAGGUGAUCCGAUCCACCUGCCUUGACCUCCCAAAGUGCUGGGAUUACAGGCGUGAGCCACCGUGCCUGGCCUUGAUUCAAUAACUAAAUCAUCAGUUCCCUGAAAGUGAUUAUUAAGAUUACUGGUGUAUGUGUUUGUUUAGGUAAAGGUGCAAAGAUAGAGAAAAUGAAGACUCCAGUUCCAGUUCUUAAAUACUAUACUAUUUAACUCUGUUAUAGUUGACUGGCUCAUUGACAGCUCAUUACCAUGGCUGGCCCUAGUUUAAUUUCCAGUUCUCACAAAAUAUCCUUUUAGCUUAUGUUAAAGGAAAAGGUGCCAUCUCCUGGCCUGUUACGAUUUUUAAAAUUCAUUUAUACACACCCAACAAUGUGACAGUCCCUUGGGAGUUUUACCUUAGAGAAGAUAAAUCUUGACCUAGAUCUGGAAUAAGACUUUAGUCCUGCUUGCAUAAAUUCUUAGACUCUGAUGUGUGAUAAAGUUUACUUAAUAAGUCAUCCAAGAUCUCUGUGGAUGUUUGAUAAUACCAAAUAAUAGGUGACUUAGCAAUCAGACUACUUUGCGUACAUUUUACUGUGAUUAUAGACUUGAAGUGCCAUGUCGUUCCUGUACUUUUAAAAGUACUGAGAUACAGGAUAGAUUUAAAUAGAAAGUAUAAACGUUUUUAGUAAGAGUACAUGAACUCUGAGGGCAGCUUAUCUAGUCCAUAGCCUUUAGGCAAAAUUGUAUUGAAUCAUGUUAAUCUCCUUUUUAUAUGUCCCAGUUUUAAAGACAUCUGAGAGAAAUUCAUCGUCUGGAUUCUUUUACCUAAUUCUUGUCUGUUGACAAUAAGACUAACUUUGAUUCUUCUGCUCUUGACUAUGGGGAUUAGCUCUUUCUGUAUCAUCCCUUGCCUUAACCUGUAUUAGAAAUGGUAAUUCUAAUAUAUAAUCAUAAAAUGCUUGAAUAAAGAAUGUCUUAUGGAAAGUUUAUGGAGGCAGGUGUGUCCUUUAGUAAAAAAGGAAAGUAAAAAUAAGAUGGUAAUGAGAUAGAAUAAAAAUAUCAUUGUCUUCCUUUGUACAGACAGGAUUGUCAGAUGUAAUGGGAAACACUAAAUAUAAUUGAGUUAUAACUAAGUAUAACUGAGGAUAAUUCAAGUUGAUCAAUUAUAGACUCCUCUUGUAAACUUCUAUUUUUGAUUUUUUAAAACAUUUUUAAAGGGAAUUUAAAAUAGCACUGUUACUGUAGCUGUGUAGCAUAAUUUAGUUCUCAAGUUAUGAUCAGCUAAAAUCAUUAUUUUUUUAUUUUAUUGAAUACCUGCUUGUUUAGUACCAUUUUCUGACAUCAAGAGAUUAACCAUACAUAUAUGUAUAUCUGUAUCCAAUGUCUUAGAUUACAGGAAUGAAGAACUGUUGCCUAAUUGGAAAGUGCCAGCAUUCCAGACUUCAAAAAUAAAAAAUCUGAAGAGGCUUCUCCUGUUUUAUAUAUUAUGUGAAGAAUUUAGAUCUUAUAUUCGUUUGCACAAGUUCCCUGGAGAAAAAAAUUGCUCUGUGUAUAUCUCUUGGAAAAUAAGACAAUAGUAUUUCUCCUUUGCAAUAGCAGUUAUAACAGAUGUGAAAAUAUACUUGACUCUAAUAUGAUUAUACAAAAGAGCAUGGAUGCAUUUCAAAUGUUAGAUAUUGCUACUAUAAUCAAAUGAUUUCAUAUUGACCUUUUUAUCAUGAUUCCUCCCUAUCAAGCACUAAAAAGUUGAACCAUUAUACUUUAUAUCUGUAAUGAUAUUGAUUAUGAAAUGUCCCCUCAAACUCAUUGCAGCAGAUAACUUUUUUGAGUCAUUGACUUCAUUUUAUAUUUAAAAAAUUAUGGAAUAUCAUCUGUCAUUAUAUUCUAAUUAAAUUGUGCAUAAUGCUUUGGAAAUGGGUCUUUUAUAGAAAAAAACUGGGAUAACUGAUUUCUAUGGCUUUCAAAGCUAAAAUAUAUAAUAUACUAAACCAACUCUAAUAUUGCUUCUUGUGUUUUACUGUCAGAUUAAAUUACAGCUUUUAUGGAUGAUUAAAUUUUAGUACAUUUUCA
Pongo pygmaeus (Bornean orangutan) is the source of this 4616-nucleotide messenger RNA. It is a transcript of the gene RAP1A, whose product is annotated as RAP1A, member of RAS oncogene family. Lineage: Eukaryota; Metazoa; Chordata; Mammalia; Primates; Hominidae. Gene Ontology annotation, biological process: Rap protein signal transduction. Bases 188 to 742 code for a protein of 184 amino acids. The record is from RefSeq and is a predicted model, not a curated record. Gene Ontology annotation, molecular function: GTP binding; GTPase activity. The transcript is spliced from 7 exons. Gene Ontology annotation, cellular component: membrane.